AUGAACCCUAAAAGCAUCGAAGCAAGAACUCGAGAGGAUAAACCCUUCGAAGGAAUGGUGAUAGGAAACACUGAGCCACUUGAUGCAUUAAAAAGUCGGAGCGCUUGCCCUAAAUGUGGAAAGUCUAGAAUGUAUUUCUGUUACACUUGUUUUGUUCUAGUCUCACAGUUGGAAGGUGCAAUACCAACAUGUAAAUUACCAGUGAGAGUGGAUAUAAUAAAACAUAAAGGAGAAAUUGAUGGAAAAAGCACAGCAGCACAUGCCGCUGUCUUAGCUCCUGAUAAUGUGAAUGUAUACACUUACCCAGAUGUUCCAGACUAUGAUUUGGAUGGUAGAACAGUUUUACUUUAUCCAGGGACAGAAGCACAAACUGUUCGUGAUUUGUUUACUGGCAUAACAAAUAAUAUUUCAUAUACUGAAAGAAUCCUUUCAGAACUACCUCAUGGAUAUAAUGUUGGCACACUGAUGACUAAAAUAGUUCAAAAAGAAGUUUCAUGUGAAGAUAUAUAUCAUGUGAAGAAAUUGCCUAUUGACUGUGUUAUUUUAAUAGAUAGUACUUGGAAUCAAAGUAGGGGGAUCUUUGCUGAUAAAAGACUACAAAAAUUACCUAAAAUUGUAUUACAAAAAAGACCUUCACAAUUUUGGCGUCAUCAGAAGGGAAGCCCACGUUGGUACCUCUCUACUGUGGAGGCUUUACACCAAUUAAUGUUAGAAUUACAUUUAUGUGCAUGGGGUCGUAAUACAAAUUAUCAGAACUCUCUUGCAUUGCAUUACCCUGUGCAUGAUUAUAAUACUGAUCACUCACAUUGUGAACCUUAUGAAGGCCAAUAUGACAAUUUGUUAUAUUUUUUUAAAUACAUGUAUGAAAAAUUACAUAUACUUUACAGGCAUGAAGAUUUGUUAGCAUAUAAGCGACCAAUGUUAUAA
Molecule: messenger RNA, 927 nt
Organism: Diatraea saccharalis (sugarcane borer)
Lineage: Eukaryota; Metazoa; Arthropoda; Insecta; Lepidoptera; Crambidae
Source: the annotation of a GenBank genome assembly